AUGUCUAUGAUCACUACAUCCGCCUGGGUGCGACGCGGGGUCGCAGCCCAAUUCCCGACGAAAUAUGAGAUUGAUGAGGAGGAAAUGAACCGCAUAUCGAAGCUUGCGCGGAUGCAGCUCGAAGAUGCUCGAGAAGAUCUGACCGAGGCACAAGAGCGGGCGAAAGAUGAUGAUGUGAAGGAAGACGAUGCGAUGGACGAGGAUGAUAAGGAGAAGGACGACAAGAAAACUACGGAAGCAAAGAAGGCCGAGGAAGAUGAUGACCUGAAAGAAUACGACCUCGAUCAUUAUGAUAGUGACGAAGUGGAUGAGGAUGGCGAAAAGGUUACCAUGUUCGGCAACGUGAAAUCUUUGGCGUACCACGAGCCCAAUGAGGAGGAUCCGUAUCUGGUUGUGCCGGAGGAGGAGGAUGAUGAGGAGCGCGAGGAGUUGCAGGUUCUUCCGACAGAUAACUUGCUGCUGGCAGGUAAACUCGAGGACGAGGUCGCUCACCUGGAAGUCUACGUCUACGAAGAUGCGGCGGAUAACCUCUACGUGCACCAUGAUAUCAUGUUGCCCGCGAUCCCGCUAUGCUUGGAAUGGCUCGAUUUCCCUGUUGGUAAGGCCGCCGAGGAGGGCCGUACGACCGGAAACUUUGUUGCCGUGGGAACGAUGGAGCCCGAUAUUGAGAUUUGGGAUCUUGAUGUCGUUGACAGCAUGUACCCGAACGCGAUCCUUGGUCAAGGCGGCUCGGAGACCGAGGCCAAGAAGUCGAAGAAGAAGUCAAAGAAGAAUAAGGCCAACGACGAGUACCACGUUGACUCGGUCCUCGCCCUUGCUGCCAACCGUCAACAUCGCAACCUCUUGGCUUCAGGUUCCGCCGACCGGACCGUCAAGCUCUGGGACCUGAACACCACCAAGGCUGCCAAGUCAUACUCGCACCACACCGACAAGGUGUGCUCUCUGGACUGGCACCCCAAGGAAUCAACCGUUCUUCUCAGCGGUAGUUACGACCGCACGAUCGUCGCCGCUGACAUGAGGGCCCCCGAUUCCAAGGCCCGAUGGGGCGUUGACAGCGACGUUGAGACGGUGCGCUGGGAUAUUCACGACCCGAACUACUUCUACGCCACCACCGACGGCGGCAUGGUUUACAAAUACGACGUGCGCAACGUCCCCGCCACUCCCAAGGACUCUAAGCCUGUCUGGUCCCUCCAGGCGCACGACUCCUCCGUCUCCUCCUUCGACAUCAACCCCGCCAUCCCCGGAUUCCUCGCAACCGGAUCCACAGAUAAGCAGGUUAAGCUGUGGAACAUUGAAAACGACAAGCCCAGCAUGGUUGUCUCGCGGAAACUCGAGGUCGGUAAGGUUUUCUCGACAACCUUUGCGCCGGAUCCUGAAGUCGGCUUCCGGCUUGCAGUGGCUGGAAGCAAGGGCGUUGUGCAGAUCUGGGACACUUCCACUAAUGGUGCGGUGCGUCGGGCUUUUGUCUCGCGCAUGCCUUCUCUUGAGGGUGAUGUUCAGGAACGUAUGAUUGGUAUGCAAGCUGAUCAGGAUGAGUCGGACGACGACGAUGUGGGUGCUACAGAGAAUGGUGCCCCAGCGGGUGCCGAUGGCUGGGAGUCGAUGGAUGAGGAUUGA
Molecule: messenger RNA, 1617 nt
Organism: Aspergillus calidoustus
Lineage: Eukaryota; Fungi; Ascomycota; Eurotiomycetes; Eurotiales; Aspergillaceae
Source: the annotation of a GenBank genome assembly